CAACUUCCACUUGUUGCAGAUGACUCUUACCCUUCAUACAGCCCAGUUAUCCCUCCGGCAUCGUCUGACAUCAGCAAUGGAACUUUGAUCGACACCAAGAAGCUUGAAGCGGACAUCGACAUCAAGAAGCUGGUUGCCCGUGCUGAAGAACUCUACAAGAUUGCCGAGCUCAGCAUCCCCGAGUACAAUCACCCAACCAGAGUCAUUGGCAGCAAAGAGAUCUCCAAGCUGGGAAACUACUACAACAUCACGAACCAGACAUUCCCGGCUGUUAGUGGUAAUGUCAUCGAGUCUCGUCUGGUCGUCGGGUAUGACGUUCCUAAAUCAGCAUCGCCAAUGUCUCUUACUCCUCCCACUAAGCAGCAUGAACCCGUCUAUGGUGAUGUCCUCCUGGUUCCCAAUGGAGGAUGCUCGUCUAGCGACUUCCCUCGCAACAUGACUGGCCAAAUUGCACUCAUCAAGCGUGGUACCUGUUCCUUCGGCGACAAGUCAGCCAAUGCUGGCAAAGCUGGAGCCGAUGCUGCCAUCAUCUACAACAAUGAGAAGGGUGAACUCUCGGGCACUCUCGGAAACCCCUCGCCUGACCACGUUGCCACCUUUGGUCUCUCAGCCGAAGAUGCAGCACCUUAUGUCCAGAGACUCACAAACAGCACCAGAAAGCUUGAUGCCAUCGCCUACAUUGACGCAACUGUCGACGAGAUCAUGACCACCAACGUCAUUGCUCAGACAACUGCUGGUGACCCAGAGAACUGUGUCAUGCUCGGUGGUCACAGCGACAGUGUAGCUCCUGGUCCUGGUAUCAAUGACGAUGGCUCCGGCACCAUUUCUCUUCUCGAGGUCGCCACUCAACUCACCAAGUAUGAGGUCAACAACUGUGUUCGCUUUGCCUGGUGGGCUGCUGAAGAGGAGGGCCUGCUCGGAUCAACUUACUACGCCGAACAUCUUUCCCCUGCCGAGAACCAGAAGGUUCGUCUCUUCAUGGACUACGAUAUGAUGGCUUCUCCUAACUUCGCCUACCAAAUCUACAACGCCACCAACGAGGAAAAUCCUAACGGUUCAGGUGAGCUUCGCGUCCUCUACGAAAACUGGUACAAGGAGCAAGGUCACAACUACACCUUCAUCGAAUUCGAUGGCAGAAGUGAUUACGCCGGCUUCCUCGAUGAGGGUAUCCCAAGCGGUGGCAUUGCCACUGGUGCAGAGGGGAUCAAGAGUAAGGAAGAAGCCAGCAUUUUCGGUGGUGAAGCUGGAGCACAGUAUGAUCCUUGCUACCACCAACUUUGCGACGACAUCCACAACCUGGACUUGACUGCUUGGGAGGUCAACACCAAGGUAAACAAGAACACCNUCAUUGCCCACUCUGUCGCCACUUAUGCCAAAUCAUUCGAUGGCUUCCCCAAGCGUGUUGCUCACAAUGAGGAGAGAUCGCUGUCGGAUUCGAAGAAGAGCACGCCUUUGUUCAAGUACAAGGGAAACGAGCUCAUUAUG
Molecule: messenger RNA, 1485 nt
Organism: Aureobasidium musti
Lineage: Eukaryota; Fungi; Ascomycota; Dothideomycetes; Dothideales; Saccotheciaceae
Source: the annotation of a GenBank genome assembly